Drosophila ficusphila is the source of this 5409-nucleotide messenger RNA. RefSeq names its product neural cell adhesion molecule 1 (gene side-II). The record is from RefSeq and is a predicted model, not a curated record. Bases 952 to 4287 code for a protein of 1111 amino acids. NCBI's taxonomy places the organism in Eukaryota, Metazoa, Arthropoda, Insecta, Diptera, Drosophilidae. The transcript is spliced from 20 exons.
UCGGACUGUUUCGAACGUGUUUGCAGGGAUGCUGACGCUCGCCGCGGCAGCCAUCGAAUUAGCGAAGUUAUCGGGUCUCGUCCUGCACACACACAAUCGGGUUCGUUGUCGCGAAUAACUGAAUCUCGUACCGCCAAAAAGGACUAAUUAUCGAAAUCAAUAAGCGCUAAUUAGAAUAUUUUCAGCCCCGGUUUGGGGGGGCAAAAAAAAAAAACAAAAAAAUAGAACGGAACUGCAUUUGGGUAUUGCGUGUUUAUUUUUCGAAAGGGAAAAAUCAUGCGACUCACUCAACGAGCAGCUGAUAUUGUUGCACACACAAAACGCUCAACUCCGGCUCCUUUUAGGCGAUUUAAUUGCCCUGCUCUCGUUUGGGGCAUACAUUAAAACCAAGCAACUAAGUAUUUGCAAGUGCCCCGAGUGUCUUGUACAUACAUAUAGUAUAUGUGUGUGAGUGUGUAUAUUCGUGUGCCCCGGUGUGUGUUUCUCAUUCCCGUGUGUUUGUUUGUGUUUUGAUGGUCACGUGGUCAGCUCAAAGUUGGCUUGGCCCACUGCCUUCUUGUGCGUGACAAAAGUCCAGCAAGAGUAGCAACAAUAAUAGCCACAGCCACAGCAGCAGCAACACAAAUAGUAACAACAACAACGGCAAUAAAGGAUUAUCCUGCGUGGGACAAAUUUAAAUUGUUCGGCCAGCUGCUGCCAUCGGGAGGAAAACCGGAGACCGGAGAAAAUCGAAAUGUGCUUCCAUUAGGAGGAGGACGAGAAACUGAAACUGGAGAAGAAGAAAGCGAAGAAGUCGGCGAGAAGAAAGAAAAACUGCAGCGCCAAAUCUGCAAACCAAAUCCAACUUAAGUCACAUCAAAUUAAAAUCAACAACCGGCGAAGGGUGAACGCAGAAGAAGCCAAAAAAAAGGAAAAAUUAUAAGAAAUAUAUAUAUAUAUAUAGAUAUAGAUAUGGACCGAACGGGGAGAACGGGGAAAAUGAAGUGCAAUAAAAGUCAAAUGGCCACGUUAACAAUGUGGAAAAUUUUUAUGGCCCCGCUUCUGGCGAUGGCACUGCUAAUGCCGCUCACAUUAGCGCGCCUGCAUUCCACUUCCGGCGUAGGAAUGUCCGGCGGAGGCAGCAGCAUGAGUCCUGGCGGAGGAGGAGGUGGCAGUGGUGGCGGCGGUGGUGGCACAUCCUCGAAAGAUUCACACGUGAAAACGAAGGACAUCGAUGCCGUCGAGGGGAAAUCAGUGUCACUGCCCUGCCCCAUCACGGAGCCACUGGAUAAUGUGUAUAUGGUGCUCUGGUUCCGCGAUAAUGCUGGCAUACCUCUCUAUAGUUUCGAUGUGCGCGAUAAGGAGAGCAGAAACCAGCCCCGACAUUGGUCAGCACCGGAGGUUUUUGGCUCACGUGCCAAAUUCCAUUUUGACUCGCAGCCAGCAACCUUGGAAAUUAAGGAUAUCAAGCGACAUGAUCAGGGUAUUUACCGCUGUCGUGUGGAUUUUCGCACCAGUCAAACGCAAAGUUUCCGUUUCAAUUUGUCAGUAAUAAUACUUCCGGAGCACCCAAUCAUCCUGGACCGUUGGGGCCGAGUGCUGAAUGGCACUCAAUUGGGGCCGAAGCAGGAGGGCGAUGAUAUCGUUAUCACUUGUCGUGUGGUGGGCGGUCGGCCGCAACCGCAGGUCCGUUGGCUCGUAAAUGGACUGCUCGUCGACAAUCAAAACGAGCACAAUUCCGGCGAUGUUAUCGAGAACCGUCUGUUGUGGCCAUCGGUACAGCGCAACGAUUUGAAUUCCGUAUUCACAUGUCAGGCACUGAAUACGCAAUUAGAUAAGCCCAAGGAGAAGAGCUUCAUACUGGAUAUGCACUUGAAGCCUCUGGUGGUGAGAAUCCUGGAACCACCCAGCUCUAUGAUUGCCGAUCGUCGCUAUGAGGUGUCCUGCGAAUCCUCUGGCUCUCGGCCGAAUGCCAUCAUCACCUGGUACAAGGGAAAACGGCAAUUACGACGCACAAAGGACGACAUAUCAAAGAACUCGACACGCUCCGAACUGAGCUUUGUGCCGACCACAGACGACGAUGGCAAAUCGAUAACAUGCCGUGCGGAAAAUCCAAAUGUGAAUGGCCUGUAUUUGGAGACCAUGUGGAAAUUGAAUGUCGUUUAUCCUCCCCUGGUGACUUUACGCUUGGGCUCCACUUUGACACCGGAUGAUAUCAAGGAAGGCGACGAUGUUUACUUCGAGUGUCACGUACAAUCGAAUCCUCAAUGGCGGAAACUGUUGUGGUUGCAUAAUGGAAUCCAUCUGGAGCAUAACACCACGGCUCGGGUCAUCCGCUCGAAUCAGAGCCUGGUGCUGCAGAAGAUUACGAAGCACUACGCCGGGAACUAUGCGUGCAGCGCCAUCAACGAUGAAGGCGAGACGGUCAGCAAUCAGCUGCCACUGCGAGUGAAAUACACGCCCAUUUGCAAGCACUCCGACCGCGUGAUAUUAAUUGGCGCCUCCAAGGACGAAACAGUGGAGGUUGUGUGCGAGAUUCAAGCCGAUCCGCCACCGCGGACUUUUCGUUGGAAAUUCAACAACUCGGGCGAAACUCUGGACGUGGGCAGUGAACGAUUCAGCGUGAACGGCAGCCGCAGCAUUUUAAAGUACACACCGGUCACAGAUCAGGAUUAUGGCACACUGUCGUGCUGGGCCGGCAAUGAGGUGGGCACCCAGCAGCAUCCCUGUCUCUUCCAAGUGGUGCUGGCCGCCCUGCCGAAUGCCGUCAGCAAUUGUACCGUCUUCAACCGCACCGAGUUGAGUGUUGACAUACAGUGCAUACCGGGCUAUGACGGCGGCCUGCCGCAAAUAUUUGUGCUCGAAAUGUUUUCAACACGCACCGGCAUCACCAGAUUCAAUUUGAGCAACGCCGAGGAGGCGCUCUUCUCGCUGGAGAACCUGGACACCCUGACCUCGAUGAUGGUCCAGGAGAACAAUUCGCUGCGGCUGCGCAUCUACUCGUACAACCAGAAGGGACGCAGUGCCGCUUAUCUGCUCCCCGAUUUCAUAAUUGGCUCAACAGCUUACAAGACAGACGACGAUGUAACAUUGACAUUGUCGCCGGUGAUUGUCGGCAGUGUCCUGACCAUCAUAAUUAUUGGUGUGGCCAUCGCGAUACGAAUAUUCGUGGUGACAUUUGUGCACAAUUUGCGAAGGAAUCGUCAUCAUGGCAACAAGGCCACCGCCGCCGGAGUAACCGCUCAGCCCAGCGAUGUCUUCAAGGGUGGAAACUUGGAGAAGCCGCGAUGGCAGCACACGGACAUAAAAACGAAAUCGUCUGAGGAUUUGGUUGAGGACGAACGUGAUCCGGACGUAAUACCAUCGCAAUAUGUCGGCGGCAGCAGUGCCGGCAGCAGUGGCAGCAACGCUUCAAAUGUGGGUAGCACCACCGCCGGCACUGCCACCGGUAGCAGCACCUCCACGGCGGUGGUGACCUCGGUGGCCAAUACAUCCGCAUCCGCAUCCGCAGGAGCAGCGGUCGUAGCAGGUGCGGCAUCAUCGGCAUCUGCCACAGAUGCCCAUCAGUUUGCAUCAGCCACAUCGGCGGCAGGAGGCGGCGUGUCCAAGUGGUCACCAAACGGCAAUGUGGUGCCGCUCACGACGACGAUGCUGACCGGCGAUGCGGUGAACGCGACUAUCACCUAUAAUCAAAUCAACGCCCAGCGGGCGCAGCUGCUGGCGGCGGUGGCAGCAGUGGGUGGUGGAUGCAGCAGCACCGUCAUCUCGCCCAGCAGCAGCAUCCUGGGCAGCCUUGGCAAGCCGCUGGGCAUGGGCAUGGGCGGAAUGGGCAUGGGGGUGGGGGUGGGAGUGGGCGGUACGGUCAUUGGAUCGCCAACCUCCCUCUCCUCGACGGCCACGCUGGCCGCCCACCUGCAGCCGGUGCACAGCAGCGGGGUGGGUACUUUGCCACCGGGACUCGGCAGCGGCGGUGGGUACAUUAUGAACGCGUACGCCAGCGGACGGCUGCACCACCCACCUGGCGGGGGGCCAACGAGCGGAGCCACCCACACCGCCACCCUGAACAGGCACCACCACCAACAGCAGCAGCAGCAGCACCACCACCUACACCAUCCGCACCACCCGCAACAGCACCACUCGGGGUCGAGCCUUCUGAUGGGAAGUGCUGGCAGUGUCAUGGGCGUUGUGGGUUCCACCACGACAGCCACCACGUCCUGCAACUCCUCGCAGGACCUCGACGAUAACAUAAACAUAAAUGCGAUUAAGGACUGUCUGAUGACGCAGCGAGUGCCCGAGAGUUGUGUCUAAAUCUGGGGUGGAAGCAACGGAUAUAUGUAUUUAUUGUGUAGGAAUAUAAAUCUAUGUCGGACGGGACUGUAGCAGUUUUCACAUUCAUUUUAAUUCAAAAAGGGAAUAUGUUGAAUUUAUUUGAUUACAAAACAUAUAUUAUUCAUCCUUAUUUACUUUUAGAUUUAUCACCAUUACUCUGUUUAAGUUGUGUAAAAAACUUAAAUAUCUUGUAAUUUAUAUUCUUAUAUACCAUAAAACUGAUUAAUUUGAAUCCUAUUUUAGGAAUAUGAAAACUAAAACAAUCCUGUUAACUUCUCGUUAAGGUGCUGUGCAUAAAUAAUCUAAAUUUAAGUGCAAUGUGGAGUGUGGAAAACCGUACAUAAACUGAUAGCAAACCGUCAUAUCUUCUGGUUCAAUAGCAUAUCCCUUGUUAUAUCAACUAAAGCGAAGAAACAACAGAACAAUAUCAUGAGGAUUUUGGGGGACAAUUUUCCUAUUCAUUGUUAAGUUCGAAACUGGCUGAUAAAAAAUACUUGUUUUUGAAAACAAGAAAAUCGGACAAUGUAAGAAAUUUGGCUUGUUUCGAAAGAACAAUGAAUAAGAAAAUUUGAAUCAAUAACAUUUUACAACACAGUUAAACACACACUCUAUUUUACGGAAACUUUAAAAAGACUCAAACAACUUAGUAGCUAAAUAUUUUGUAGCUAAAAUAUUUCCAAAAUGAGAAGUAAAUAUCAUAGGAGUAAUGAUAAUUGUAUAUAACAUAUGUUUGUGGCAUAGUAUAUAGGCAAAUUGUAUAAAGAGAAUAUUAAUCAGACCCAAAGAUCCUUUGUUGUUGUACAUAAAAUAUUGACUACUGUAAAUUUAUCGAAGUUUAAGUUUGAGAUGCCGUCAUAUCGGCCAAUGGUCCUGCUUAGAGCUAAAAUAAAUACUGAAGUUAAAUGUUUAAAAGAGAAACGCUAGAUCUAAGCUACAAUAGUUCUUAGUAAAUGAAAGAGUUUAAACUGUGCUAGGCUAACAGAAUUAAGCAUGAAUAUCAAUAAAUAUGUUUAGCUAAGUCGAUGAAUAAUGUGACAAAAAAAGAAAAUGGAGUACUCGGAAUGUAAGCGAAAGGCGAAAAGUAAAUAUAGAUCAACUACA